Magnolia sinica is the source of this 2054-nucleotide messenger RNA. RefSeq lists its product as uncharacterized. The record is from RefSeq and is a predicted model, not a curated record. The transcript has 6 exons. Bases 110 to 1741 code for a protein of 543 amino acids. NCBI's taxonomy places the organism in Eukaryota, Viridiplantae, Streptophyta, Magnoliopsida, Magnoliales, Magnoliaceae.
CUUCCGCCUACUCAAAUAGAACCCCAUUGGAGGAGCAAGACUCGCCUCAGCUCUCUCUCUUUCUCUCUCCCACUCUCCCUCCAUCCAAAAGAAAGCAGAGAGGAGAUCAAUGGAUUAUGAGAGGAUUGACAAGGUUCAGACGGGUGUGAUUUCUCCGAGUAAAUUGAGGCUGAAACUCUUAGGAUCCCCCAACCGUAGAAGAAAGGAAGGAGGGAGCAAUUCAUCUCGAACAUCUCCUUCCAAGCUUGAGGAUGCGGAGUUUGCGAAUAAUAGCUUAUUAGCAGCCGAAAAUGAGGACUUCCAUGUGCAAGGUUCUGCUCUUGAUGUGGUUCCACUUCCCAUAUCCGGCGAUGGGGCGUCCAACGCCAUCCAAGGCAAUCAGACAGGUUCCUGUUCAAUGGAUAUUCAGUUUAGAGAAAUCAGCAACGCGGGCCGUGUUAAAGUCCAAAAAAAUCCAAAGGGUGUCGCUAAUCAAGUUCAAUUCAGCAGUAACUCGAGAACGGUUCACCCCGUGAAGCAUCUCGAAGAAGACAGUGCUGAUUAUGACAGUGGCGUUGACAAUGCCAGUACAUCUAGCUUCGAGUUUCAUAAAGGGGAGAGGACUCUACACAAUCCCAUGGUGGGACCCUUCUCGCGGCCCGUCCCAUCGAAGUGGAAUGAUGCAGAGAAAUGGAUCAUGAAUCGACAGAUCGCGCAUCCAAAUGUUCCCAAGAAGACCAUCUUUCAAAGUCAAGCAAAUCGACAAGCAACUGUGAAUUGGACGAGGGUCGCUCCAGAUUCAAUGGUUACAGACCAAAGGGAUUCUGUUGCACAGGUUGCAGAUACUAAGCGGAUCGACUCUUGUCAGCCCUCAACGCAAAUCGGAUUGGAGAAGUUCUCUUUCACAGGGCCACGUCAAACUUCUGGGCCCACGAAAGGGAUGGACAGAUUAACGGAUCAAUGUCCUGGCGAUGAUGGUGUAAUUACUCUGACAAAAGAUUGGAAGGAAGAAAAUCACAUUGCAGACACUACCACUGUGCCUUCUGUAAGGUCAGUUUCAAUGAGAGAUAUGGGAACUGAAAUGACCCCCAUGACAAGCCAAGAGCCUUCAAGGACUGGAACUCCUGUCGGAGCCACGACACCCAUCCGCAGCCCCGUUUCAUCCAUACCGUCAACUCCCAGAAGGGGAGCACCAGCCCCCUCCCCUGCAGAGGCUGCUACAGAUGAUGAGUUAGGCCGUCAAGAGAAAAAGGAACUGUCCGAGAAAGAAUUACAGGAGAAAACGAGGAGAGAGAUCGUUGCUCUUGGUGUACAGCUAGGUAAGAUGAACAUUGCCGCUUGGGCGAGUAAAGAAGAGAAGGAAAACACUAAUGUUUUGAAUGAGGCUGUUGAUGCGGAGCAGCUUCAGAAGCUUGAAUUCGAAAACCGAGCGGCAGCAUGGGAGGAAGCUGAGAAAUCUAAACACAUGGCCAGAUACAAACGCGAAGAGAUUAAGAUUCAAGCAUGGGAGUAUCACCAGAGAGCGAAAUUGGAAGCCGAAAUUAAGAGAACAGAGGCCCAUGCGGAACAAACAAGAUCUCAUGCUCAAGAGAAGAUGAUGAACAAGCUUGCAAUCACAAGGCAACGGUCAGAGGAAAAGCGAGCCGCAGCUGAAGCCAGGAAGAAUCAGGAGGCGAUGAGAACAGUUCAGCAAGCAGACUACAUCCGCCAAACGGGCCGCAUCCCAUCAUCCCAUUUCCUCUGCUGUAAAUGUUUCCCGUAAGACCUGAAUCCCAAGUGCUCAUAAAAUUCAAAUUUGGUUUGUUUUUUUUUUUUUUUUCAAAUUUGGUUUUUCAUCAGAGUUGUAUCAUUUGCUUACAUGGAAAAAAAAAACAAAAAAAAAAAACAAAGAAAAGAAAAGGAAUACAGCCAUCCAUGUAAAAUCUCUUUCAUAAGCUACUCUUCAUGUCAUACCUGAUUAAAAUGUGAAAUUCAAGCUACCCACAUGAAGAAAAAUGAAUGGUUGUGAUUUAAACUGAUUGAAUAUGGAUUUUUUGGGCUUUUGUAAUAACAGUCUUGAUGAGAGUCUUUGUUUU